AUGUGUGAAGCUGACAUUUUGGUGAGGGUGGAGGAGAACAAGGAGACUGAGGGAGCAGCAAUUGGAAGGACCCUCAUUCCUCGGUAUUUUAGCACUGUCUUUGAAGGAGGUGUAACAGACCUGUAUUACAUUCUCAAGCACUCAAAAGAGUCAUACCACAACUCAUCCAUCACAGUGGACUGUGAUCAAUGCACCAUGGUCACUCAGCAUGGAAAACCCAUGUUUACCAAGGUAUGCACAGAAGGACGUCUUAUCUUGGAGUUUACUUUUGAUGAUCUUAUGAGAAUAAAAACAUGGCACUUUACUAUUAGACAGUACAGAGAAUUAGUCCCACGCAGCAUUCUAGCCAUGCAUGCACAAGACCCUCAGGUGCUGGAGCAGCUGUCCAAAAACAUCACUCGAAUGGGUCUGACAAACUUCACCCUCAACUACCUCAGGUUGUGUGUAAUUCUGGAGCCAAUGCAGGAACUGAUGUCAAGACAUAAAACUUACAAUCUAAGUCCUCGAGACUGUUUGAAGACUUGCUUGUUUCAAAAAUGGCAGAGAAUGGUGGCCCCACCAGCAGAACCCACAAGACAACCAACAACCAAACGGAGAAAAAGGAAAAACUCUACCAGCAGCACUUCCAACAGCAGUGCUGGGAACAACACAAAUAGUACCAACAGCAAGAAAAAGUCAGCUGCUGCAAACCUGAGUCUAUCAAGUCAGGAUGUGAUGGUGGUAGGAGAACCAACUCUGAUGGGCGGCGAAUUUGGGGAUGAAGACGAAAGGCUUAUCACUAGAUUAGAGAAUACACAGUAUGAUGCAGCAAAUGGCAUGGAUGAUGAAGAAGAUUUCAACAAUUCACCUGCACUGGGAAAUAACAGCCCAUGGAACAGCAAACCUCCUGCUAACCAGGAGACUAAAUCUGAAAACCCCACACCACAAGCUUCCCAAUAGGUUAUUCUACAGCAGUGCCCACUACAACGUAUGUCAGUGGGUUAUUAAUUACUGUUUCACAGCAUUCUGUAAAAAAAAAAUUAAAAAACAUCUUUCAAUGGUUACAGUAUCUAUUUCUAAACUAAAGCUAUCUGAUUUUUUUUAAUUAGGGAAAACUCUUGUAUAAGCUUCCAUACAUUUCUUGGAAGCAUUCACAUACAACAUGAUACUGGCACUGACCUCAAUUAAAAUAAUUGAAAAUUAAAUAGCAUCUCAUGGCAAAUUUCUGACAAUGCAUUUUAUUGGAAGGGGUUAUUUUUUUCCUUAUCAAACAAUGGCCAUAUUUUAACAAGUCAUCAGUGCUCAGGAUCUCAUUAACGUAACUAUGUAAAACUUUUUACGAUUGUAAUAUA
This is a messenger RNA of Pterocles gutturalis (yellow-throated sandgrouse), 1331 nucleotides long. It is a transcript of the gene LDB2, whose product is annotated as LIM domain binding 2. Gene Ontology annotation, molecular function: LIM domain binding. Bases 1 to 939 code for a protein of 312 amino acids. Gene Ontology annotation, cellular component: nucleus; transcription regulator complex. The transcript is spliced from 7 exons. The record is from RefSeq and is a predicted model, not a curated record. Gene Ontology annotation, biological process: negative regulation of transcription by RNA polymerase II; nervous system development; positive regulation of transcription by RNA polymerase II. Lineage: Eukaryota; Metazoa; Chordata; Aves; Pterocliformes; Pteroclidae.